AUGUCAGAUAAGGUCGACGACACUCUCUUCGCUCACCCGGAUGUUAUGGAGCGCCCCUUUGCCACUUUACAGCUCGACGAGACUCACGGAUCCAGCCUCGCGCAGUUAUGGUUCAUCGACCGAAUCAUGCAUCACGGACGACUUUGGUGUGGAACAUACACUCCACGGGAUCACCAGAUCUAUCACCGCUCGCCUGGCAGCUUACAAGCGGACUCCACCUUGGAAGAAGAUUUGGAGGCACACCAAAAGAUCCUAGAAGCGAACAACCUGCCCGAAAAACUGAUCAUCCGGAAACAACUCUCGCGCAUGAUGUUCACUAUGAUGAUCGAACGCAUUUUCGCUGGCAAGCCCGGAUUAUCGAAACACCGCCACACCAUGGUGGCUUAUGCUUCCACUACAGCCUUAGACUUGUGGUCAGACCGUAAAGAGAGGAUACGACAAAAGACUCUCAUGUCCACCUUCGACGUAGACGGACCAUGCCUGGUGGCAACGCCAUACAAUUCAGAAUGGGAAAUACUGCCGCAUCCAAGGCUCCGUAGCGCGAGUGUAUGCUGGGUCGUUGAACUAAAAGAGAGCAGUGGCGGUGCCACACGGACACAUAUCAAGAAGGAAGACGACUCCACAGAUUUGAAUCCUGGUCUUGCAAGCGGAUCAGAGGUCGGAGAGAAGGAGAAGGCAAAGGAAGUAACAUCUGAUAACUCACAGGAAGCAAAGCCUUCCUCAGGCGUUGAGUAUCACACCCCCAAGAAUCGUUUGGGACAGCGGGAUCUUGACUUACGAGUAUUGGCAAAGGUGAAAGGGUUAUGGCAGAUUAUGGAUGUUCCUUCUCAGAUGUACCUGUUUACCCCCGACAAGCCCCCGAAGCCGCCCUCGCCUCUGCGCAUCGCCAGCCAGCUCACGACCGCCUCGGCCAUCCUCUGGGACCCCAAGUUCACCUCGCGAGCGCCCCCGGGCAGUCUCCAGCCCGUCCACGCCGGCACGCUUGUCGCCCCGCACCGCACCGACUCGUCCAUCAGCGUCCGCAACCUCGGCGACGGCUACACCCAGCCCAUCGUGCCUACCAUGGACAACCGCCGACACCCCAGCUCCUUCCAGCAGCUCGAGAAGCUCGGCGAGGGCACCUAUGCCACGGUCUUCAAGGGCAGAAACCGCCAGACGGGCGAACUCGUAGCCCUCAAGGAGAUUCACCUCGACUCGGAGGAAGGCACGCCCUCGACGGCUAUCCGCGAGAUUUCCCUCAUGAAGGAACUACGCCACGAGAACAUCGUCCUGCUGCACGACGUCAUACAUACCGAGAACAAGCUCAUGCUCGUCUUUGAGUUCAUGGACAAGGACCUCAAGCGAUACAUGGACUCGCGCGGCGACCGCGGUGCUCUGGACCCCGCCACCAUCAAGUCCUUCAUGUACCAGCUGCUCAAGGGAAUCGCCUUCUGCCACGAAGCCCGCGUCCUGCACCGCGACCUGAAGCCCCAGAACCUUCUGAUCAACAACCGUGGCCAGUUGAAGCUGGCCGAUUUCGGUCUCGCUCGCGCCUUCGGCAUCCCAGUCAACACCUUCUCCAACGAAGUCGUAACCCUGUGGUACCGCGCCCCCGAUGUGCUGCUCGGCAGCCGGACCUACAACACCAGCAUCGAUAUAUGGUCAGCAGGCUGCAUCAUGGCCGAGAUGUACACGGGGCGGCCGCUGUUCCCUGGAACCACCAACGAAGACCAAGUCCAGAAGAUCUUCAGGCUGAUGGGCACACCGUCUGAACGAUCAUGGCCCGGCAUCUCGCAGCUGCCAGAGUACAAGAACAACUUCCCCGUAUACCACACCCAGGACCUGCGCCUUAUAUUGCCGCAAGUCGACCAGGUGGGGCUUAGUCUACUCAAUUGCAUGCUGCAGCUGCGGCCGGAGAUGCGCAUUAGUGCUGCGAACGCUCUUUCACAUCCGUGGUUUAAUGACCUGCCUCAGCGGCAGCAGGAGAUGCAGAUGCAGGCUCAAGCACAGGCACACGCGCAGGCCCAACAAGCGCAGAUGGGCGGCUACCAGGUGCCUCAAAACGCAUACUAG
Alternaria novae-zelandiae is the source of this 2052-nucleotide messenger RNA. RefSeq lists its product as uncharacterized. Gene Ontology annotation, biological process: protein phosphorylation. The record is from RefSeq and is a predicted model, not a curated record. Gene Ontology annotation, molecular function: cyclin-dependent protein serine/threonine kinase activity; ATP binding. Bases 1 to 2052 code for a protein of 683 amino acids. The transcript is spliced from 4 exons. Gene Ontology annotation, cellular component: nucleus; cytoplasm. Lineage: Eukaryota; Fungi; Ascomycota; Dothideomycetes; Pleosporales; Pleosporaceae.